Molecule: messenger RNA, 2449 nt
Organism: Trametes versicolor FP-101664 SS1
Lineage: Eukaryota; Fungi; Basidiomycota; Agaricomycetes; Polyporales; Polyporaceae
Exons: 4
Coding region: 97-2304 (735 amino acids)
Molecular function (GO): metal ion binding
Source: RefSeq, a predicted model, not a curated record
CUCACCUUCGUUGCCUGGUACUCCUUGUUCUGAUCAUACACUCCCCGAAUCGAGAAAACAAGAGCACAAGGUCAAGAUCCAGAACAAUAGCCGAAGAUGAACACACGAGAUAACGGCCCCGGUCGAGGCAAGCCAUUCACGCCGGACAGGAGAUGCCAUUGGUUCGACAGCAAUGGCCGGCCGUUCAAGCGUCUCGAUGGCGGACUGGGCUGUCCGCGUGGCGGCAAGUGCUACUUCGCCCACCCCACGGACCUCGAGCACUGGCAAAAGGCAAAGCCUGGCGGAGAGCCUCCCCUGCACUACCUGACGGACGACGAAUAUCGCUUGAUCAUGGGCCGCCAUCGUUCGCCCAUGCGCAGUUUCCAUCCCGGGCAACGUCCGCGCUCUCCCAGCCCCGGGCGUCGGCGGUCUCCCCCGCGCCGCUUCAUCAGCCGCGAGCGCGAGAUCCCGUCGCUGGCGUCGCGCAUCCGCGGCCGCUCAGCAAGUCGCGAGCGAGAGGCCCGGCGGCUCGCCCCGCGCAACUCCAGGUCGAGGUCACCCGGGCGCGGACGGCUGCAGCGCGCCACGCCGCCGCCGCCCCGGGGCCCGCGUGUGUCUAUGGGUGGGCCGCCGCCCGAAGGCCCGCGGGGAGGGAGCAUGCGGAGCCCGGUCGUCUUUCCGAAGGCGGAGCCGGACGUAGCGAUGCGGGAUGCUACCAGGCCAGCGACGUACAGGAGAGAAGACAGUGUCGCGAGUUCACACCACCCUGCACAGCAGAAUACCCCGUCAAGAACGCCCGCAAACCACGCCGGCCAUACCACGGCACCAGCACAGACGCCUUCGGGAAAUGCAUCCUCCGUGGCGGCGUCCGCUGCCACCACCCAGUCUUCGCAACCCGAUGCUAUCAAAACUUUACUAGAAUCCUCCGCCCUACAAUGGGAACAGAUCUCGUCAGCAGUCGCCGCCGCUUCAUCUGUGCCGUCUACGAGGCCGAAGAUGACGCCACCGUCCGGGGAGGGACUAUCGGAGGAUAGAGCGAAGAUAUGGUCGAACCGCAUCGAACUGCUCGCGGCCGCAACACGGGUGCACAACGAGUGCCGGUCUAUGGAAAACGACGUACGGGACUACAAGCAGCUCGUCGAGUCAUUCAGCUACCAAUCGCUCCCGGCCGAGGACAGGACGGUCAUCGAAGGGCACAUGCAUACAUUGCAGGCGCAGCUCGCGGAGAAGUCCGAGGAAAUGAAGAAGGCGCUGACGCAGCUCGCCGAGGCGCAGUACUGGACCACGUACGGGGACAGCUCGAGUACGGCGCCGCAGGUCGCGGGCCAGGAAAUUACGAAGCAUGUCCAGGGAUUGAAGGUCUCCGUUUCGCAGCUGCAGUCGUUAUUCACCACCGUCGGGACGCACUGGGAGUCGGUCGCGAAGUCUCUGCAGAGCAACCGGCUGUCGAAUAUCGGGAACCACGCUAUGGAUACGUCUGGGGCGCCGCAAGGAGUUGGCCAGUCGAACGCGCUCAUCGCGGAGGUUAUCGUGCCGAAGGAACUUGAGAAGAUCAGAAACACUAUCGCGUCAUUCGACGUCCGUCUGAAGGCUGUGGAGAAUGCGGCCGCGGAGAGCAGCGAGGUCGUCGGGGAACAGAUCGACGCGCUCGUCGCAGAAAACGUCCAGGCGCUUAUGCUCGCGGCUACUGGGUCCGUACAAGCGUCGCCGCCGCCUCCGCGUCCGGCGAACGCCUUGACCGCGCAACAGCGCAAGAUGCUCGAGACACUACAGCAGAAUGCUUCGGUAACGCAGCAACAUGUCCAGCGACUAUCGCAGAAGGUGACAGAAAUGGCCACGGAGAAUGAGCAGCUCCAGGGAGAGAACGCGCAACUCCACGCCGAAAACGUUCAGCUCAGGCAGCAGCUCAGCGAGUCGAUGUCCAUCCAACAACCUGCGGGCAGCGAUUCUGCCAAACUGGAUCAGAUGCAGUCGGAAAUGCGCGCCCUCAACGCCGCCGUGGUCGCUUAUCUUGCUCAACGCCCGGCUUCAACUCCUACCUUGCCCUCCGCGGAUAUACUGGUCGAACAGGUCGCCGCGUCACUCCCGAGAGUAAUCGUCCCGGAAUUACAAGGCCUACGCGACCAAAUACAAGAAACGCUUCGUACUCAGCAAACCCAAUUCCUCAAGGAACUAUCUUUCAAUGUGUCGUCCACUCGUCAAUCGGUCGAAGAUAUCCGCGCACUAUUGGAGAAAAUCCCGAACCAAGAAAGUACACCAACGGCCUCGGACUCGCCCAUCAAUGGAAAUGAAAUGAACGGAGAGGUUACGCAGGCAGAGCAGUGAUGGGCGUAGCACGUUAUUAGUCUUCCACCUAUGCAUUUUGGCGUCUUGGGAAGAUCCUGUUCAUGGUGUCGCGGCGCGCUCAGUACUUUAUGACCUUACGUACUUAUGUGUUCAGUACUGUUGUACGCGUUGCUCAGAGUCCCUC